This is a messenger RNA of Cetraspora pellucida, 957 nucleotides long. Lineage: Eukaryota; Fungi; Glomeromycota; Glomeromycetes; Diversisporales; Gigasporaceae. The record is from the annotation of a GenBank genome assembly.
AUGACUACGACCGCAGCAAAAUUGCAACCAUUCAUUGACGCAGGAACACAUCCAGAGUCAUAUUACGAUAAAUUAUUACCUCCUACUAGUGCUCAACUAAGAAGAUGGUUGUUAUCGACUAUUCGCAAAGAAACAAGAUUACUUGCCAAAAUUCAAAAUUCUUUACAUCAUCCAUUACUUGACUCGUUUUUUAUGUAUUCAUCCGCAUUGGGAUCGCAUACAUUUUUCAUCUUAUUUUUGCCGAUAUUUUUUUGGCUUGGUUAUGGUUCAGUUGCGAGAAGACCGUUAUCUCCACCAAUCCGUCGUUUAUCUACAGGAACGCAUCAUCUAGAAUACGGAUUUCCAUCAACACAUACUACAAACGCGGUAUCAAUUGCACUCUACUUACUAACAAACAUAUAUGAUGUCGAAUCGAACAAUAUGCUUAAAUUUGUUGGUACAAUUUGUCUGAUUUUUUAUUGUUUGAGUGUAGUUGCUGGACGUAUAUAUUGUGAUGUGUUAGCGGGAUUUAUUUUGGCAAUAUUGAUUUGGUGGAUUCAUUGGUCUUGGCAAAUUCAAAUUGAUGCAUUUAUUCUCAAUGAAAGUCAGAAUGGUGCAGCAGUCGGUAUGAUUAUUGGAAGCUGGAAUUUUUCAAAUGCUGGUUUCUCGAAUAAGGGUAAUGUGCCUUGUGAUUUUAACUCUAAUGGACUUGCUGUAACAAUAUCACGUGUUAUUUUUGGACUACCGAUAAUUUUCACGUGGAGAAUUAUAAUGAAGAAAAUUUUACUAGUUGUUCUUUCUCCCAUUUAUAAAGCAUUUGAUUUGAUAUAUCAAGAUAUUUCUAUUAAAAAAAAGAAUAUAGUUCCGCCAAUUGAUAUGAUAAUAAAACUGAUAGUCUACACAGGUAUAGGAUGGCUAGUUGUUGACGUGAUUCCUGCAUUAUUUGAAGUUUUUGGAAUAGGAAUGUGUGUUAGAUAG